Molecule: messenger RNA, 2100 nt
Organism: Raphanus sativus (radish)
Lineage: Eukaryota; Viridiplantae; Streptophyta; Magnoliopsida; Brassicales; Brassicaceae
Product: protein trichome birefringence-like 1
Exons: 5
Coding region: 186-1814 (542 amino acids)
Cellular component (GO): Golgi apparatus
Molecular function (GO): O-acetyltransferase activity
Source: RefSeq, a predicted model, not a curated record
UGUCUUCUCUCCAAAACGAAAAAGUCUCUUCUCCGUCAACAUUUCGCUUUUCCUCUUUCCCUAAGUCUCUCUCUCUCUCUCUCUCUCUCUCUCUCUCUCUCUCUCUCUCUCUCUACAGUCAGAGGAGAAAGAAAAACAGAGACUCUUCACGCUCCCAAAAAAACUUAACACCUUAGCCUCCCCAAAUGACUUCAGACUCUGUCAAGCACGGCGGCACAACCAUCUCCGCCGGAUCCUUGGAAUUAAAAAGCUUCCUCACCACCGUGAAACCAAGAAAAACCUCGACUUGUGUAUACGCUUUCGUCAUAACCUUUGUCCUCCUAACUGUUUUCUUAGUCUUCACGCCUUCUCCAAUCACCACCGUCUCUCACUCCAUUCCUUCAUUCAUCCUCCUCCCUAACGUCACCGCCUCCGUUACCGUUACUUCGCCGUCCAGCUCCACCAUAAGAAACACCACAUUGCCGGAAAACCUCAGUCCGGCUGCUACUGAAAACGCAACCUUCGCGUCUCCUAUCGCUAAUGGAACAAAUUCACUUGCUUCUGACUCCCGGACCGACCAUGCAUGUGGAAACAUAUUGUCUCCCGACAACAAGACUAAUGAUUCUGUUCCUCCUCCAAGUUCGGACAAACAAGCACCUCUGUCCAAAGACCUAGCCGUCAAUUCCUCUGCUUCUCCGAUGAGAAAACAGAGUAUAAAGUCGCGGAAGAGACGAGAGAUCAUCAAGUCUCUGAAGAAGUGCGAUUUCUACGAGGGAGAGUGGGUGAAAGACGAUUCGUAUCCGCUUUACAAACCCGGUUCGUGUAAUCUCAUCGAUGAGCAGUUUACUUGUAUCUCUAACGGAAGACCCGACGUUGAUUUUCAGAAACUCAAGUGGAAGCCUAAGCAAUGUACUUUACCAAGGUUGAAUGGAGGUAGAUUGUUGGAGAUGAUUAGAGGAAGAAGACUCGUGUUUGUUGGAGACUCUCUGAAUAGGAACAUGUGGGAGUCUUUGGUUUGCAUUCUUAAAGGAUCAGUCAAAGAUAAGAGUCAAGUCUUUGAAGCUCACGGAAGGCAUCAGUUCCGUUGGGAGGCUGAGUACUCUUUCGUCUUCAAAGAUUACAAUAGCACUGUGGAGUUCUUUGCAUCGCCUUUCUUGGUUCGAGAAUGGGAAGUUACGGACAAGAACGGGACUAAGAAGGAGACUUUGAGGUUAGAUUUGGUCGGGAAGUCUUCUGAACAGUACAAAGGAGCUGAUGUUCUUGUAUUCAAUACUGGACACUGGUGGACUCAUGACAAAACUUCCAAAGGGGAGGAUUACUAUCAAGAAGGAAGCAAUGUUUACCCGAAACUCGACGUGGACGAAGCUUUUAGAAAAGCAUUAACAACUUGGGGUCGAUGGGUUGAUAAGAAUGUGAAUCCAAACAAGUCUCUUGUCCUCUUCCGUGGAUACUCCCCUUCGCAUUUCAGUGGUGGACAAUGGAAUGCAGGAGGAGCAUGCGAUGAUGAAACAGAACCGAUCAAGAACGAGACAUACCUAACGCCUUACCCGUCUAAAAUGUUAAUACUUGAAAGAGUUUUAAAGGGGAUGAAAACGCCGGUCACGUAUCUCAACAUCACGAGGUUAACAGAUUACAGGAAGGACGCUCACCCCUCUGUUUAUAGGAAGCAGAAACUAUCUGCAGAAGAAAGAAAAACUCCGUUGUUGUACCAAGACUGUAGCCACUGGUGCCUCCCAGGAGUGCCUGAUUCUUGGAACGAGAUUCUCUAUGCUGAGAUGCUUGUAAAGCUCCACCAGCUUCAUGGCAACAGACGGCGGAAACCUAAAGGUGUAUAGGAGUUGGAAUCAGAAUCUUUUUGUUAGAUGAAUACAGAUCUUUUCAAAUGAUGAGAAGAAAAGGAACCACUUAGAAUCAACGGUCUCCUUUUCAGAUUUGUGCCAUUGAAGUUGUAGAGAAAGUAAGAGAUGGGAAUCACAUUAGUGCCUUGAUGUACGUCAGAGAUGAGUUAAUCACUUGAUGUUGCUGCAUUUGUAGUUAAUUACAAUUUACAAGUGAUUCAUUUUUGUUACAUGCAACUCCAAAGUAACUGUGAAAGAUAUCAACAGUAUAGUCAGGUCUAUC